CUCGAGAAUAGCCGAUUGCAGCUCCUCCUGGCUUAAACAGUUAAACCCUCUCGUUUCGUCACAUAGAAAAGCCUCCCUCCUCGGCUCCUACCUCUGAAUCCCUCUUCUACUCUUGCUAGAGCCUUCACGCUGUCCGUCCAAAAAUGGUGAGCCAAAGACAGAGGCUAGCUCGCAAGAAGUACAGAGAAGCUCACCCGGAUUUGUUCCCUAAGCCGGAGCCAACGCCACCCAAAGACCCAGACAAGAAGAAGAAGAAAAAGAAUAGCAUGUUCAAGCGCAAAAAGGCAGACUCUAAAGCACCCAGAGACCCAAACAAACCUGUUAGAAUGGGCUUUAAGAAACACCCACUUAGAGUCCCUGGGAUGAAGCCUGGUGAGAGCUGUUUCAUUUGCAAGGCGAAGGACCAUAUCGCCAAGCUCUGCCCUGAGAAAGCUGAGUGGGAAAAGAACAAGAUAUGUUUGCUUUGUCGGAGACGAGGGCAUAGUCUCAAGAAUUGCCCUAACAAGAAUGGUACGACGGUGGAUAAGAAGCUUUGCUAUAAUUGUGGGGAAAGUGGACAUUCGCUUGCGAACUGUACCCAACCUCUUCGAGAAGGAGGAACUAAAUUUGCCAAUUGCUUCAUAUGCAAUGAACGCGGACAUUUAAGCAAGAAUUGUCCUCAAAAUACUCACGGAAUCUAUCCGAAGGGGGGUUCUUGUAAAAUAUGCGGAGGGGUAACACACUUGGCAAAAGAUUGUCCAAACAAAGGUUCUGUAGCUGCCCGUGGACCUGGUAACACAUUUGUUAAGGAUGAAAGGCCAAGAGGACGGGUGACCAAAUUUGUUAGCGGAGACGACAUUGAGGAUGAUUUCUUGACUGAUGGCACGAAUAGUGGUAACAAAGAUAAGUCCUCUGAGUCAAAAGUUAGUUCUGCCUCUGGUUCAAAAGAAAGUAAUGUAAAACCAAAGAAGAAACAGGAGCCCAAAAUCGUGAACUUUGUUGGUUGAUAAAUUUUGUCCCAUGAUGCAACUUUCGCUAGAAGCUUGCAACAUUCAGUAUAUUGGAGAGUCUAGAGUUCCUCUUU
Molecule: messenger RNA, 1063 nt
Organism: Juglans regia (Persian walnut)
Lineage: Eukaryota; Viridiplantae; Streptophyta; Magnoliopsida; Fagales; Juglandaceae
Exons: 5
Coding region: 144-986 (280 amino acids)
Molecular function (GO): nucleic acid binding; zinc ion binding
Source: RefSeq, a predicted model, not a curated record